CCCAAUCCACAGCUGCCUUUAGUCACUGCAGCUCGAUGUGGACCACCUGAUGCCUGCUGCUCUCUUUUAUCACUCCUGUCUGUCCAGGGCUAUCAGGCAGUUAAAGGGCAGUCCCAUGAUUCAUGAUAGGGAAAGAUAUGUUUACUCUAUAAAAAUUACUUAUCAUACUGUCUAUCACUUGAGUUCCUGCUGGUUGCUGGAGCGUGCUGCUUGCUCGCGGUGUAAUUGCAGUGAUCUGAUGCACUGCAGAUAUUUGUGCCUAACUGCUAAUACCCUCUGAGGCUGGGGCACACUAAUCGAGUAGACUUUGGCAUUUUUGUAAAUAUCAUUAGAUAUAAUCUACUACAGGGAAAUGACUAACAACUUUUUAUUUUUUAAAAAACAACAAAUUAUACUUUUUAUCCUUUUAUAGUUACUUUUAAUGAUGUGGAACAUCCAUGAAACAAUUUGAUUCCUAUUUUCACUUGUUUUACAGCAGCUAUAAAUAGGUUUUCCAGACCUCUAGAUUUUGCUAUAUAUUGUAGUCUGGUGGUUUUCACCAAGGCCCACCCAUUUCCGGAACAUGCCCGCAAACUCACAAAGAUAUCUCAAUUAUACACUGCAAACUGUUUCAUACAAAACUCUUAAAUAACAUGUAAAAACAUGAAAACAUUUGAAGUAGUAAUAUCACCAUUAAGACAGUCACGUUCUUAAGGUUUGGUAGAUUGGCAUUGCAAUAGUGAAUCAGCCACUACACCGUCAGAGCCUUUCUUAUGCAGAGUGCAUCAUGUAAAAUCCUCCACAAACAUGCCGCAUGAGCCUUUGGUUGCUGUUGGACAACUCUAAAAACUUGGUGAGAACUUAUAUACCUGUAUAUAUUGCUAAAUACUGGAGUGUGAGCAAAAGUGCCGGAGCUUCCUUUUCGUUAGCCGAUUAAACUUUCAGAGUAAAAGUAAAUUGGUUGUCCGAAGAGCGUCUUGCUGGAGAAGAACAGCUCCUGCACCAGUACCUCCAGGCAUCACUUAAUGGUGAAAUCUGCAAUGAUGUCUUGACAGCUUGGUACAGAAUUGAUAGGUGGAAUCAUAAGAUGCAUCACAUGCAUCUUAUUUCAGCACAAAUAAGCAGCAAUUAUAAUAAAUUACAUAGCCACACUUUUGCAGGAAAGACCAGUACAGCCUGAACUUUAAUUAUGCAACUGGUACCCUGUCCAACCUGCUUAGCGAGAGUCAGCGCUGAUAUGACUAAAGUCACAGUUUCCUGUAUUCAAAGAAGCCAAGUAAAUAUGUGGUCUAAGACUCUGAGGUGGUGUCCUUAUCUCUGAAAAACCUCGUCAAGGCUCCAGGCUUAGGGCCAUACUCAGUAGGCCAUGGACUGUAAGGUAAUAGACGGAGGCAGGAGGUGUCUGCGCCUGGCCACCAUGAGGUUGCCGUACAUCUUCUUGUUCCUGCUGCUGUUCAGCGCCGGAGGUUUGCUGCUCCUGCUGCAUUUACAGUACCUCACAGAAACCCUCCAUGAACAGGCUCCAGGUGGAAAGCUCAUAUUCCCACAACAGCAGCCGGACCAGUGCCCUUAUUGUCUAGACAAUAACACACACACCUCUAGUCCAAAAGACAGCCAAAAGCUCAGUCGUGUUCGCCCAGGAAAACUCUGGAAUCAACGGUCUCUUGUCACUCACUCCAAAGGCAUCGCACCGCAAAUCACCAAGAACUAUCGCAAGCUCCUUCUGAAGAGUUCAGCCGUGCUUCGGCAGCUCAACAGCACUCCUGCUGGCCAGGCUUCCAAUCACAUUCACAGGCUGACCCAAAUACAGCAGUCCCGCCGCAAGCUGAUGAGAGACGUGUGUGCCAAAUACAGAAGCCUCACGAGGACCGUAAGCCGCAGGCAGGUGUCCCGCAUCUAUGUAGAGGACACACACAAGCUCCUGUACUGUGAGGUGCCCAAGGCAGGCUGCUCCAACUGGAAGCGUGUGCUGAUGGUCCUGCAGGGCCAGGCGUCCUCCACAAGGGAGCUCCGACAUGAACAGGUGCAUUAUGCGAACCACUUAAAGCGACUGGACUCUUUCGACCACAAACAAAUUGCCCAUCGCCUGAAUACCUACACCAAAGUGCUCUUCCUGAGGGAGCCCUUCGAGAGGCUUGUCUCAGCUUUUCGGGACAAGUUUGAGAGCCCGAACUCGUACUAUCACCCAGUGUUUGGGAAGCCCAUCAUUGCCAAGUACCGUGCUAAUGCAUCGAGGUCAGCCCUGCUCACUGGAGAGGGUGUGACCUUCAAAGAGUUCAUCCAGUACCUGCUCGAUGUUCGGCGUCCUGUGGGGAUGGAUAUCCACUGGGAGCGUGUGGUGCAGCUUUGCAGCCCCUGCCUCAUAGACUACGACUUCAUUGGCAAGUUUGAGACAAUCGAAGAGGAAGCUAAUUUCCUCCUUAGGCAUAUCGGAGCGCCUGCUAACCUGACUUUCCCCAGCUUUAAAGACAGGAACCCGAAUGCAGCCAGGACAUCCUCACGCAUUACACAAGAGUAUUUUUCUCAGCUGAGUUUAAAUGAGAGGCAGAAAACCUAUGACUUUUUCUAUAUGGAUUAUCUAAUGUUCAACUAUUCCAAGCCAUUCUCAGAUUUACACUGAGGAGUUUGUGAAUGUAUAGACUGAGAACUUUUCAGUUGUUGGUCUGUUGUUUGUGUUUUACUUCAGUCUAAUUAUUAAUUAUUUUCUUUAUUUAAUUUCGCUUUUUAAUGUAAUUCAUCAGUCUGUUUAUUCUGGCUUCGGCAAACUGGUUUGUGCAAGCCUACACUACUCUUUCAGAUCUCAUAAACGUAGACAUUAUCACUCACUCUGUCACUCACUUUCAGUAAUCGCUUUAUCCUGAUCAGUGUCGCCGUGGAUCCGGAGCCUAUCCCGGGAACACUGGGAAUGAGGCAGGAAAUACACCCUGGCUGGAAUGCCAAUCCAUCAAAAGGCAUAAACGGGGAUAUUAUGAAGGAAUAAAACAUGAUGGCGUGUUCUAUUAUAGGAAAACAAUUUACGACUGGGUGGUGUGAUGUGCCCUAAUGCAAUCUUUUUUUUUUAUAACAGCACAUCCCAAAGUGUUUUAUUCCUCUUAUACCACAUAAUGUGUAAUAUCUGUGAAACAGGUUAGUUGCUGUUAUCACUUUCAUUAUAACAGCUAUAAACCUAGCCUCUCUUUUUCUCUCUCUUGAAGCUAAUAAGAAACAUAAAACCUCAAUAUAACUAAAAAUCGCUAAGCACAAAGCCAUCUGUCCUGAAGAUUUUACCAUGAUGGAAAACAUAAUGGAACAGCUUUACCUCAGAGCACUCACACUGACUGAAGUCUUCUUUCAUAAACAUUGAAUAAACGUCUCCUUACAAAAAGGAGUGACAUUUAUAUAUUUUUUGUUGUUAAAUAACAACACUUUUUAAAAGUAUUUGUUUAUAAUUAACAGGCUUGUGCGAUAUAAUGAUUUAAUCAUCUCCACACGAUAUUACACUGCCACGAUAUCCAGUAACGUUUACUCCGAUUAUAUUAUAUUACCAGAACUGCCAACCUUUACACAUUUCGCUGAGAAGCUCUGCAUUUUAACAUGGGGGAACAUUAGUACCAGUUAUCCCUUAAAAAUAUGCCAAAAGAGCAGUCUUUUUCUCCACAAUAAAACAGCAGAUGAGCCAUUGGACACAUGAACCUGAAAUGAUUUGUGCAGACAUUUUGAACUCUCAGUAUUAACUGACUCUGGCUAGAUGCCUUGACCCCUUCUCCCUAACUCACAUGCUCUGUACUAGGCUUAAAGGGAAAGUUUGGAGUUCAUUAAUGGGAGAUAAAAUUGACUGGGAGGUGUGAUGAAUAAAAUGUAUCGAUGUAUGUUCAGCUUAGCUAACAGUAUACAAGGAUAUAUUUAACAUCAUUUAACUAUGUGUUUUCAAUUCUCGGCCACAAGAGAAAAAAGGAUAACAAUUUUGAACUAAUAAUAUUAAAUAGACCUACAACAAAGUGUCAGAUCUAACACAUAUUAAUGAUCAUGAUCAUUAGAAAGUGAUUAAAUACGCUUUGUUUGCUGUAUGUGCAGUCAGCACUCAGACGCGUUCAAACACUUUGAGCAGCAGAAAAUCAAGUCAAAAUCUCGACCA
This is a messenger RNA of Pangasianodon hypophthalmus (striped catfish), 4093 nucleotides long. RefSeq names its product carbohydrate sulfotransferase 8. NCBI's taxonomy places the organism in Eukaryota, Metazoa, Chordata, Actinopteri, Siluriformes, Pangasiidae. The transcript is spliced from 5 exons. Gene Ontology annotation, molecular function: sulfotransferase activity. The record is from RefSeq and is a predicted model, not a curated record. Gene Ontology annotation, cellular component: membrane. Gene Ontology annotation, biological process: carbohydrate biosynthetic process; proteoglycan biosynthetic process. Bases 1346 to 2599 code for a protein of 417 amino acids.